Messenger RNA from Grus americana (Whooping crane), 1720 nucleotides. RefSeq names its product cilia and flagella associated protein 36 (gene CFAP36). NCBI's taxonomy places the organism in Eukaryota, Metazoa, Chordata, Aves, Gruiformes, Gruidae. The coding region runs from base 209 to 1285 and encodes 358 amino acids. The record is from RefSeq and is a predicted model, not a curated record. Gene Ontology annotation, cellular component: ciliary base; axoneme. The transcript has 10 exons.
AUUACAGGGAAUACCAUUAGGGCAGCCCUUGACCCCUCGCUCGCUACCGCAGCUCGUCAGCGCCGGCCCUGCGGCCGUAGCGACCGGUAACGGCCACCGGGACGGGGCCCACGCGUGCCCCCGCCCCGUGACGCCGGUUGCUAUAACGACGGGCGGGAGCGCCAACCUCCGCCGCGUCCGCGCCGUUCCUCCCGCGGCGGUCCCGGCGAUGGCGGCGGAGGAGGAGAGCGACGUGGAGUGGGUGGUGGACACCAUCGCCGGGUUCCUGCGGGGGCCUGCCUGGUCCAUCCCCAUCCUGGAGUUCAUGGAGCAGAAAUGCGAGGUUUUUGAUGAUGAAGAAGAAAGCAAGUUGUCUUAUACAGAAAUUUAUCAGGAGUACCAAGCUCUGGUUGAAAAAUUGUUAGAAGACUAUCUUAAAGAAGUUGGAAUUAAUGAAGAGAAAUUUCAAGAAGCUUUUUCAUCUCCUCUUGCAAAGACUCAUACUUCACAGGCCAUUUUGCAAACAGUGUUGGCAGCAGAAGAUUUUAGACUAUUUAAAAAAAUGAUGGUACAGAAAAAUAUUGAAAUGCAAUUGCAAGCUAUUAGAAUCAUUAAAGAAAGAAAUGGUGUGUUGCCCGACUGUUUGACAGAGGGUUCUGAUGUAUUCAGUGAAAUUGAACAAGAAGAAAUGAAAAUACUGAGGGAAGUUCUAAGGAAGUCAAAGGAAGAAUAUGAAAUAGAGCAAGAAAGGAAAAGGAUUGAAGAAGCACAUGGUAAACUUAAAUUGCCAGAUGUUACCUACAGUUUUCCAGGAGAUUCAAGAGAAGCUGUAAGAGUUAAGGAAUCCACUGAGGGAGCUGACGAUUCUGAAGAAACUCCACAAUUUUCAUUAGAGGAAUCUCGGAAAUCUGCAAGGGAAGACUUAAAACCAGUACGCCCGUUACAAAAAGGAAGAGAAAGCUCAUCUCAGCCAUCUUGUACCGAAGGGAAAGAAGACAUUAAGAAAAGGGCAGCUGGAAAAUGUUCAGAAAAUGCAGCGCAAAAAACUGGGAUGCAAGGACCUAAUUUAUCAGAACUUGAAAAGCAGCAGCUGAAGCAACGAGAGGACUACCUAAAGAAAAAACGAGACAUGCUGAUGGCUACAAAGAAGGAGUCAAGAAAUAACGUACUGUUACCAACAAACACUGACCAGAAAGAGGAGGAAUCAUCUCCAAAAGAGGAAAUGUCAGAAGAGAAGCAAAGAUUACUACAGAAGAGGAAAAUGCUUGCAGAAAAACUAAAAGAAGAAGUUAUCAAUAAGCGGUAAUUUUAAGAAGCUCAUUGUAGAACCCAAGAGCAUAAGUAUGCUUUAGAAUAAAUCAUAUAAAUAAGAAUCGAAUGGAUUUGUUUUCCACUAUUAUACUGAGUUUUAUAGAACUUUCAGACAAGCAACUCACUCCUUUUAUAUAUAAAUAUUUAAAACUACACUGAAAUACACUAAACCCACUUAUUUUCCAGAAUGCUGGAAACUCAUUGACUUUCACUGAACAUGUUCAACAGUGUGGCCGCUGCAGCAUACAGAUUUUCUAAACAAAAGCAGACAGAUCUGUUAAAAUAAUUCCUAGGUGAACACUUCUGAAGGAGUUCUAUAAUUUUAAAAAUAAAGUUAAAAUUUCUAACUUUGUUCCUCUUAUUAGAAUAUUAUAAUCAAAUCACUAUUUUUCAGCUGUGCAAUGUAAAUAAAGUCUAAUUUCACAAGGAA